Messenger RNA from Gossypium arboreum, 810 nucleotides. RefSeq lists its product as uncharacterized. The coding region runs from base 127 to 318 and encodes 63 amino acids. The record is from RefSeq and is a predicted model, not a curated record. Lineage: Eukaryota; Viridiplantae; Streptophyta; Magnoliopsida; Malvales; Malvaceae. The transcript has 2 exons.
GUAAGGGUUAAACUCGAAACCGGUUUAGCUGCCGCUUCUUCACUACAAGAUUCUCGAGCUUAGGUGAAAAACCAGAAACAAAGAGCAAAAAAGCUGAGACUUUAUUUUUUCUUAAAAACAAAAGAGAUGGCACAGCCAAGCAAAGAGCCUUGCAAGAAAGAAGCUUGCGAUAUUCAAUCUUGUCUUUCAAAGAACAACUUCCUCCCUAAAAGGUGCCAAAAAGUGAUUGAGCUGCUCCAAUCUUGCUGUGAGAAAUGCAACUAUGAAUCCACUCAUUGUGCUUCAGUGUCUGCUCUCCUAAAGCAAAUAGCCAAAUGAAAGACAACAUGACUUUCCAUCUCAAUUCAUGCCAUUCCCUUUGAAAUACACAUUUAUAUAUCACUCAAUGUAACCUUGUAUUAGAUUUGAUGUUGUUUGGUACUGACCAUAUUCUAUAAUAUAUAUAUAUAUAUAUAUAGAUUUGAGUUUUUAAGGGGGCAUAUAACUUCACUAACUGAUUCAUUGUAUAUAAAUGAAAGGACAAUAGUGGAUCUACCAAAUCAAAAUUGCAAAAGAUAUGCAUGUAUUUGAUUCCUCUUUGUUUUUUUCUCUUUUUCACACUUCACAUGUUGAGAGAACUAUGGAUAUAGUUUAUACAAGGCAAAAGAUACAUUGGGCUAUAUAUUUUUCCUGUAUGAACUAUGGAUAGUUUAUACAAGGCAAAAGCUGAAGUCUAUAGUCUGUAUCUUGAAGCUAAAGGGAAAAAGAGCCAUAGAUAAUCUCACCUCGGAUAACUCCCUCCAAAAUAUGAGUGUGAUCAAAUAAGUUUGU